Molecule: messenger RNA, 1149 nt
Organism: Culex quinquefasciatus (southern house mosquito)
Lineage: Eukaryota; Metazoa; Arthropoda; Insecta; Diptera; Culicidae
Gene: epsilonCOP
Product: coatomer subunit epsilon
Exons: 4
Coding region: 145-1062 (305 amino acids)
Biological process (GO): intra-Golgi vesicle-mediated transport; endoplasmic reticulum to Golgi vesicle-mediated transport; retrograde vesicle-mediated transport, Golgi to endoplasmic reticulum
Cellular component (GO): COPI vesicle coat
Molecular function (GO): structural molecule activity; protein binding
Source: RefSeq, a predicted model, not a curated record
ACCACUAGAGGCGCAUACAUUUUCUUAUUAGAUGAGCUGUCACAACAUUCACGCUAAACGUCAAACUUUUGUGUACCUUCUUCGCAGUUCAUUCCACGUCACAUUCGUAGUUUUAGCUGAGGAUUUCUUACCACCAACAUCAAUAUGAGCCGCCAAUCCAAUGAAGUCGAUGAGCUAUUCGAUGUGAAGAAUUCCUUCUACAUCGGCAACUAUCAGCACUGCAUCAAUGAGGCGAACAAGAUUGGGAAACCAUCGCUCGAGAAGGACGUCUUCCUGUACCGGGCUUACAUCGCGCAGCACAAGUACCGAGUCGUGCUGGACGAGAUCAAGCCCAGCAAUGACACUCCGCUUCUGGCGCUGCGCCACCUAGCCGAGUACUUGUCCAACCGGUCCCGCAAGGAAGCCAUCGUAAGCCUGUUCGACGACAAGUUCAAGCAGGACAUCAACUCGCUGGACGUGAUCUGGAUCAUCGUUGAGGCCAUCAUCUACUGCAACGAGGGAACUUAUGAGACGGCUUUGAAGAUUCUCCACGGAAACUUCAACCUGGAGUGCCUGUCGCUGCAGCUGCAAUGCUUGCUGAAUAUGUCGCGGGUUGAUCUGGCCAAGCAGGUGCUGGCUACGAUGCAGGAGAAAGACGAUGACGCCACGUUAACGCAGCUGUCCCAGGCUUGGUUGAACAUCCAGCUGGGCGGUGAGAAGCUCCAGGAUGCCUUCUUCAUCUUCCAGGACUUUUGCGACAAGUUUUCACCCUCGCUGCUGCUGCUGAACGGCCAGGCCGUGUGCUACAUCGGUCAGCAAAAGUACGACGACGCGGAGAACGUGCUGCGGGAGUGUUUGAACCGUGACCCGAACAACUACGACACGCUGAUCAACCUGCUGGCGCUUUCGCAGCAGAAGGAGAAGAACAACAGUCUGUUCAACCGGUAUCUGUCGCAGGUGCUGGACGAGCACAAGGACAGUGCCCUGGUAGCCACCUACAACAAGAAACAGUCCGAGUUUGACCGGCUGGUGAUGCAAUAUGGGCCGUCGAACAGUACCGAUGCCCAGGAUAUCGUCGUUUGAAUGAGUGUAGUCUUAUAAAGAGCUUGAUGUAUUGAUUUUUAAAAUGUAAGGUACUUGAACUAAAACAAUGAUAACAACAUGUAGGAA